Molecule: messenger RNA, 7261 nt
Organism: Artibeus jamaicensis (Jamaican fruit-eating bat)
Lineage: Eukaryota; Metazoa; Chordata; Mammalia; Chiroptera; Phyllostomidae
Gene: ROCK2
Product: Rho associated coiled-coil containing protein kinase 2
Exons: 35
Coding region: 465-4907 (1480 amino acids)
Biological process (GO): smooth muscle contraction; mitotic cytokinesis; positive regulation of centrosome duplication
Cellular component (GO): cytoplasm; centrosome; cytoskeleton
Molecular function (GO): Rho-dependent protein serine/threonine kinase activity; ATP binding; small GTPase binding
Source: RefSeq, a predicted model, not a curated record
CGGCUGCGCGCGGCGCGGGAGUGUGUGAGGGCAGCGGGCUUGUGGGACUGAAGCGGCGGGCGGAGACCAUGGGAGCGGGCUGGCUGCGGCCGUAGUUGUCUGAGCCUGGGCGUCAGCCCCUCGAGCCCCGGAAGGCGGGGCGGUCAGGGCCCGGUGGUGGCGGCGCCGCCGCUCCCGCUCUGGAAGUCCUGAGGGAGCCAGCUCUAGGCGGACGAGCGGACCCGGCGGCGCGAAUCUGACUGAGGGGCGGGGACGCCGCCGUCUGCUCCCGGCCUCCCGGGCGAGGCCGGCCCCUUGGACAGCCCCAGGCCCGGGACCGGCGCUGAGACCCGAAGCCGGAGCUAGAGGCGGGCGUGGGCCCGGGCGGAACCCCGCCCGGGGCUGGCGGUUCGGGGGCGGCGCUAGGCCCCGAGGCGUCCGGGCCGGCGCGCGGGGAGCCAGAGUGCGGGCCCGGCGGCGGCGGCAUGAGCCGGCCCCCGCCGACGGGGAAAAUGCCCGGCGCCCCCGAGGAGCAGCCGGGGGACGCGUCGGGCGCGAGUCGCCAGAGGAAGCUGGAGGCGCUGAUCCGAGACCCUCGCUCGCCCAUCAACGUGGAGAGCUUGCUGGAUGGCUUAAAUUCCUUGGUCCUUGAUUUGGAUUUUCCUGCUUUAAGGAAAAACAAGAAUAUAGACAAUUUCUUAAAUAGAUAUGAGAAAAUUGUGAAAAAAAUCAGAGGUCUACAGAUGAAGGCAGAAGACUACGAUGUUGUAAAAGUUAUUGGAAGAGGUGCUUUUGGCGAGGUCCAGUUGGUUCGUCAUAAAGCAUCACAGAAGGUUUAUGCUAUGAAACUUCUUAGUAAGUUUGAAAUGAUAAAAAGAUCAGAUUCUGCUUUUUUCUGGGAAGAAAGAGAUAUUAUGGCCUUUGCCAACAGUCCCUGGGUGGUUCAGCUCUUUUGUGCCUUUCAAGAUGAUAAGUAUCUGUACAUGGUAAUGGAGUACAUGCCUGGUGGAGACCUUGUAAACCUUAUGAGUAACUAUGAUGUACCUGAGAAAUGGGCCAAAUUUUAUACAGCAGAAGUGGUUCUUGCUCUGGAUGCCAUCCAUUCCAUGGGUUUAAUUCAUAGAGAUGUAAAGCCUGACAACAUGCUUUUGGAUAAACAUGGACAUCUAAAAUUAGCAGAUUUUGGCACAUGUAUGAAGAUGGAUGAAACAGGCAUGGUGCAUUGUGACACAGCAGUUGGAACACCUGAUUAUAUAUCACCUGAGGUUCUGAAAUCACAAGGGGGUGAUGGUUACUAUGGGCGAGAAUGUGAUUGGUGGUCUGUGGGUGUUUUCCUUUUUGAGAUGCUGGUGGGGGAUACUCCAUUUUACGCAGAUUCACUUGUAGGAACAUAUAGCAAAAUUAUGGAUCAUAAGAACUCCCUAUGUUUCCCUGAAGAUGCAGAAAUUUCUAAACAUGCAAAGAAUCUCAUCUGUGCCUUCCUCACAGAUAGGGAGGUACGACUUGGGAGAAAUGGGGUAGAAGAAAUAAAACAACAUCCUUUCUUUAAGAAUGAUCAAUGGAAUUGGGAUAACAUAAGGGAGACGGCAGCCCCAGUGGUACCUGAACUCAGCAGCGACAUAGACAGCAGCAAUUUUGAUGACAUUGAAGAUGACAAAGGAGAUGUAGAAACCUUCCCCAUUCCUAAAGCCUUCGUGGGAAAUCAGCUGCCUUUUAUAGGAUUUACCUACUAUAGAGAAAAUUUGUUAUUAAGUGACUCUCCAUCUUGUAGAGAAAAUGAUUCAGUGCAAUCAAGGAAAAAUGAGGAAAGUCAAGAGAUUCAGAAAAAACUGUACACAUUAGAAGAACACCUCAGCACUGAGACGCAAGCCAAAGAGGAGCUAGAGCAGAAGUACAAAUCUGUUAAUACUCGCCUGGAGAAGGUAGUAAAGGAGCUGGAAGAAGAGAUUACUUUAAGGAAGAAUGUGGAAUCGGCGUUAAGACAAUUAGAAAGAGAAAAGGCUCUUCUUCAGCACAAAAAUGCAGAAUAUCAGCGGAAAGCUGAUCAUGAAGCAGACAAGAAACGAAAUUUGGAAAAUGAUGUUAACAGUUUAAAAGAUCAACUUGAAGAUUUGAAGAAAAGAAACCAGAAUUCUCAAAUAUCCACUGAGAAAGUGAAUCAACUCCAGAGACAGCUGGAUGAGACCAAUGCUUUGCUGCGAACAGAAUCUGAUACUGCAGCCCGGUUAAGAAAAAGCCAGGCAGAAAGUUCAAAACAGAUUCAACAGCUGGAAUCUAACAAUAGAGAUCUACAGGAUAAAAAUUGCCUGUUGGAGACCGCCAAGUUAAAACUUGAGAAGGAAUUUAUCAAUCUUCAGUCAGUUCUGGAAUCAGAAAGGAGGGACCGAACCCAUGGAUCAGAGAUCAUUAAUGAUUUACAAGGUAGAAUAUCUGGCCUAGAAGAAGAUUUGAAGAGUGGCAAAAUCUUGUUUGCAAAAGUAGAGAUGGAGAAGAGACAACUACAGGAGAGAUUCACUGAUUUGGAAAAGGAAAAGAACAACAUGGAGAUAGAUAUGACAUACCAACUAAAAGUUAUACAGCAGAGCUUGGAACAAGAAGAAGCUGAACAUAAAGCUACAAAAGCCCGGCUGGCAGAUAAAAAUAAGAUUUAUGAAUCCAUCGAAGAAGCUAAAUCAGAAGCCAUGAAAGAAAUGGAAAAAAAGCUCUUGGAAGAAAGGGUUUUAAAACAGAAAGUGGAGAACUUGCUCCUGGAAGCUGAGAAAAGAUGCUCUCUAUUAGACUGUGACUUUAAACAGUCACAGCAGAAAAUAAAUGAACUCCUUAAACAGAAAGAUGUUCUAAACGAAGAUGUUAGAAACUUGACAUUAAAAAUAGAGCAGGAAACUCAAAAGCGCUGCCUCACACAAAAUGACUUGAAGAUGCAAACACAGCAAGUCAACACACUAAAAAUGUCAGAAAAGCAGUUAAAACAAGAGAAUAAUCAUCUCAUGGAAAUGAAAAUAAACUUGGAAAAACAGAAUGCUGAACUUCGAAAAGAGCGUCAGGAUGCAGAUGGGCAGAUGAAAGAGCUCCAAGACCAGCUUGAAGCAGAGCAGUAUUUCUCAACCCUCUAUAAAACACAGGUUAGGGAACUUAAAGAAGAAUGUGAAGAGAAGACCAAACUGUGUAAAGAAUUACAGCAGAAGAAACAGGAAUUACAGGAUGAAAGGGACUCCUUGGCUGCUCAGCUGGAGAUCACCUUGACCAAAGCAGAUUCUGAGCAGCUGGCACGUUCAAUUGCUGAAGAACAGUAUUCUGAUUUGGAAAAAGAGAAAAUCAUGAAAGAGCUAGAGAUCAAAGAGAUGAUGGCGAGGCACAAACAGGAACUCAGUGAAAAAGAUGCUACAAUUGCAUCUCUUGAAGAAACUAAUAGGACACUAACUAGUGAUGUUGCCAAUCUUGCAAAUGAGAAAGAAGAAUUAAAUAACAAAUUGAAAGAUGCCCAAGAACAACUGUCAAGGUUGAAAGAUGAAGAAAUAAGUGCAGCAGCUAUUAAAGCACAAUUCGAGAAGCAGUUGUUAACAGAGAGAACACUGAAAACUCAAGCUGUGAAUAAGUUGGCUGAGAUCAUGAAUCGGAAAGAGCCUAUCAAACGUGGCAGUGACACAGACGUGCGGAGAAAAGAGAAGGAGAAUAGGAAGCUGCACAUGGAGCUGAAGUCUGAACGUGAAAAAUUGACGCAGCAGAUGAUCAAGUAUCAGAAAGAACUGAAUGAAAUGCAGGCUCAAAUAGCUGAAGAGAGCCAAAUUCGAAUUGAACUGCAGAUGACACUGGACAGUAAAGACAGUGACAUUGAGCAGCUGCGGUCACAGCUCCAGGCCUUACACAUGGGCAUGGACAGUUCCAGCACAGGCAGUGGGCCCGGGGACACUGAGGCGGAUGAUGGGUUUCCAGUCCAUGUCACUCAGUCACACACUAUGGAAUCCAUGUCAUUCACCUACCAGCGCUCCUCCACCUCUCUCAGUAUUGCCACUAAGCCUUCCAGUUCUCGUUCGCUCCUUGACUCUGACUCUGAUUCAGAAGAAGACUCUUUGCCUUACUUACCUAUCUCAUCGGGACCUAAUGAUACAGAAUCAAGACUAGAGGGAUGGCUUUCAUUGCCUGUGAGAAAUAACACUAAGAAGUUUGGAUGGGUUAGAAAGUAUGUGAUUGUAAGCAGUAAGAAGAUUCUUUUCUAUGACAGUGAACAAGAUAAAGAACAAUCUAAUCCUUACAUGGUUUUAGAUAUAGACAAGUUGUUUCAUGUCCGACCAGUCACACAGACAGAUGUAUAUAGAGCAGAUGCUAAAGAGAUUCCAAGGAUAUUUCAGAUUCUGUAUGCCAAUGAAGGAGAAAGUAAGAAGGAACAAGAGUUUCCAGUGGAGCCAGUGGGAGAAAAGUCUAAUUAUAUUUGCCAUAAGGGACAUGAAUUUAUUCCUACUCUCUAUCAUUUCCCAACCAACUGCGAGGCUUGUAUGAAGCCGUUGUGGCAUAUGUUCAAGCCGCCUCCUGCGUUAGAGUGCCGCCGCUGCCAUAUCAAGUGCCAUAAAGAUCACAUGGACAAAAAGGAGGAGAUUAUAGCGCCUUGCAAAGUGUACUAUGAUAUUUCAACGGCAAAGAAUCUGUUGAUAUUAGCAAAUUCUACAGAAGAACAGCAAAAGUGGGUUAGUCGAUUGGUGAAAAAGAUACCUAAAAAGCCUCCAGCUCCAGACCCUUUUGCACGGUCAUCUCCUAGAACUUCAAUGAAGAUACAGCAGAACCAGUCCAUUAGACGGCCAAGUCGACAGCUCGCUCCGAAUAAACCAAGAUUGCUUGAUUUGGCAUUUAAAGACUGGAAUUGGUCAUUUGAUGAUGUUGAUGGUGGUGGUGAUGAUGAUGAUGAUGAUGAUGAUGACGUUUUUGGUUUCUGAAGAAAUAAAUGGGCUAACUGCCUUCUAUGAAUGCAGUCAUUAUUCGAGGUGAUCAUAUUCUUCCAGUUAAAACAAGACUGAAAUAUGAUGGCCCAAAAUUUAUGAAAAAGCUAUAUUUUCCUGAGAGACUGAUAUAUAUAUAUACAUAUGCAUAUACAUAUAUAUUCCCUUUAUUCCUGCAAUAUACAUUGUAAAUCUCGGAGAGUUUUUGGGGGCUUCUUUGGAGCAUCAGAUUGAACCAAUAGUGAUUGGUUGGUGGAGUAAGAGUAUCAUACGCAACUCUUCCAAACUUGUUCCAUUAGGCUCUCUUGACACUCACACUACAUUGCACAAAAGGAUUGAGAAGAGUUAAAGAAAUCAUUUUUUCAGCUCCAGCAGAGAGAUUUCACCAGCGUAUUUACCAGAAGAAUCUGGGAAUGGAUUUCACUACAGAGAUACAGACUGCAUCAGUAAGAAGUGACCAUUAUACUGUGUGUGUAUGUGUGUGUACAUAUGUGUACACACACGCACAUAAAGAGAGUACUGUGAUACCGUGAGAGGGUUUUGUAAACAUCCCACUUUAUUUUUUUAUACACAUUGAUCAGAUGUCAUUACUUAACUGCAGUUGCAACUAUGCACUUGUACGAAGCCAUACUGUUGGGUUUUCCAUCACUCAUCUGCGUGCACCUGUCGGAGCUGCAUGUUCAUGUUACUGUAACAGAAACUUGGAGCUUAAUUCUGUCAGUCUCCUAAUGCUUCAGGAUAGGCAACUUUAUCCAUUUUGAAUGCCUUAAUUUAAUUUUUUCAGUCUUAGCCCUUUUCUGUAUUACAAAAAAAACAAGUGUUUACCAGCUUGUAGGAUGCAAAUUUGCUUUGCAGAAGACACUAGUGCACUAUUUUUACACAUAACAGUCAUCAGCGUCAGCCUACUUUGAUUGUAUAACAGAGUUUUUAAAAAAUAUUGGUGAUAGGAACAGUAAUGGAUAGUAUUAGAACUAAUAUAUCUCUUAUGUAUUUCUAUUAUUCAUUCAGCCCUUUUUACAGAUCUCAGUGUUAGCGGGUGACUCUGAAAUGCUUGGAAUUUGCUGACUACCCUAGAUGUGUUUUUAUUUCUGGUAAUAACAUUCGUGACUAUUUUUACAUUUCACACUCAACUUUCAAAAUUUAUCUCAAAUGUAAAGAAAGCUAAAACAUACUCUAGAUAUAUUUUAAAUAUUUAAAUGUGAUCCCUUAAACACACAAUUGUGUAUGGCAAUAUAUUGGUAUUGGGUUAUGAAAACUGGUGAUUGGAAAGAAGUGGCCUCAAAGGCCACUUGCUUUUUAUUUUUUAAAUGCUGUUACAGUUAUGCAGGACCAUUCCCGCUGUGUUUCUCACCAUCCCACAGAAGUGCAUGUCUUGUACUGAGACAGUGCGCGUCAGUGAUAAGCAUCAGGUAAAAAAUUAUGUAGCCUUCUAUCAGUCUUUGUGUACGCGCAACACAUGCACAGUUUGGUGUGAUACCGAAAUACAUCAUUUAAUAUUUCAAUGAAGGAACGCGGACAUUUCUCACGGAUUCCCUUUGAGGUCAGUGUGGAGAUAUUUAAAGAGUUAGGUCCCCAGUUACACAUACUGUUGUGGAAACUGAAGAAUGGCCUUUGGUUUACCGGUGUCCAGAAACUGAGUCUUCUUCCUCUCCCGCCCGGUCUGCGUGCGCGUGCACGUGCGCUGUCUGUGCUGGAUGUGGACGUGCACGCCGCAGGUGGCGCCCUGGCAGGCGUGUUCUGCAGUUCUGGUUUGGGGGCACAGAUUUUUUUUUUAAAGUAAGAUUUAAAAAUGAAAAGUAUAUAAAAUUUAUAUAGAAUAAAUAUUUCCAUUCAUUAGACUUGUUAAAAGGAGACUGAAUUAAUAUUUUAUAUAAAGAUUUUGUUACACUAUGGGAGGUUCUAUCAUUAUUCUGAAUUGGAGAGUAUAUAUAUAUUUUUAAUAAACUUUAUUAAGGUGAAAUAAUUUGAAGUUUACACAUGAGUAAUUGAAAUAUUUGAGUAAAAAUGACAAACGUUUAAAAUUUUGAAUGCUGUAUAUAUCAGAGAAUAUGGAGAAUCAUGGUGUGAUGCAACUACACAUGGAAUAUUGAAGUGACGCGGGGAGGGGAGGUGUGCUAAGGGGUGGGGAAAAUCUCUCCCAUGGAGAUUCUUCACAUUAUAUGGUUUGACAUAAGGAUUUAUAAGAUUGUUUGUCCAACUAAUGGAAAUGUGCUUAAUAAAGAUUCUGAUCUCGGGUAAGAAUGUGCUUUUUACCCUGUUGCUGGUUUCGCGCACGUACACGCAUGAUGCGUGCACCUACCCAGUGUCCCCUUCCCGGCACUCAUUAAAUGUGACAUGACUUGGAUUAACAA